AUGGGCACUGAGGGCAUCCUGGUGGCCCGGCCGGAUAAGAGCGUUGCCAUUUGUGCUGACGUGAAGGAAGUUCUGCUAUCAGAUGGGAAUGAGAAGGCCAUUCAGAAUGUUGGAGGAGUGAUUGAAAAGAACAGACAAUCUGGGAAGUUUGGAGCCACGCUUGUCUCCAGCAGGGUGGUGAGGUGGGACUCUGAGUCAGACAUUUCAGACUUGGAAGGACAUUUCGACUUCAUCAUGUGUGCUGACUGUUUGUUUCUGGACCAGUACAGAGCCAGCCUGGUUGAUGCAAUAAGGAGAUUACUGCAACCAAAUGGCAUGGCGUUGGUGUUUGCCCCACUGCGAGGAGAGACCCUGGGGUUGUUCUGCCAGCUAGCCAGGGAAGCUGGCCUCCAUGUCCGCCAACACCAGCAGUACGAUGGUCAAGUUUGGGAUGUGCACUUAAAGAUGCAGAGAGAAGGAAAGAAGGUGUACGACGACAACAUCCACUACCCUCGCCUCCUCACCCUGACCGGGGAGCCUCGGCCGCUCAGCCACAGACAGUAGAACGAAACAAGCGCGCCUCCCUUGAUGUUAAACCACUGGCGGCGCGGUCAGAUAGUCAAGCUUUGGUUGUUUUUGCCUUCAUGUAAGUAAAUGUGCAGCGGAGCCAUGUUGAAAAGGGACAGACGCGAGCUCAAGCUCCGCGAGAAUGAUGCGACUUGAGGAAGAGUGUCGCAGUAUUUGAAUACGGUAGAGUCUCAAUGUCAGGUUUUCAAGUGAUUCGCAGACUUCAAGUUAUACGGUGACUCGAACAUACACUCAACUGGUUACACAGAAUUGCCCGACUUCCUUCAGCGGUUUAAUCGUUUUGCCUGCCCGUUAGCUUGUAUGGAGUUUGUGGCAAGUUUGAGCUCGCAUGUGUAAUGUUUUCAAUCGGCUUUAGGGAGGAAUAGCCUGGGAGAGAUCAGAAUAAACCAUGUUCUACUGUAAAAGGCACUUUAGUGUGAAGUUAAUAUGUCUACCAGUGCUACAGACAGCCAGUCAGCCCUUUAGUUAGUCUACAAGUCAGUCUGCCAGAUAGUCAGUUAGCAAGUCAUCCAGCCAUCCAGCCCUUAACUUAGGUAGUUGGCCAGCCAAUCAGUCUGUAAAAUAUCCAGCCAGCAAGCCGUGCUGUCAUUAAGUCACUCUGUCGAUCAGUGAGACAGCACUGCAUGUCAGUCAGUC
Molecule: messenger RNA, 1203 nt
Organism: Lampris incognitus (smalleye Pacific opah)
Lineage: Eukaryota; Metazoa; Chordata; Actinopteri; Lampriformes; Lampridae
Gene: camkmt
Product: calmodulin-lysine N-methyltransferase
Exons: 7
Coding region: 1-543 (180 amino acids)
Cellular component (GO): cytoplasm
Molecular function (GO): calmodulin-lysine N-methyltransferase activity
Source: RefSeq, a predicted model, not a curated record